Molecule: messenger RNA, 2074 nt
Organism: Trematomus bernacchii (emerald rockcod)
Lineage: Eukaryota; Metazoa; Chordata; Actinopteri; Perciformes; Nototheniidae
Product: solute carrier family 43 member 3-like
Exons: 13
Coding region: 128-1675 (515 amino acids)
Biological process (GO): transmembrane transport
Molecular function (GO): transmembrane transporter activity
Source: RefSeq, a predicted model, not a curated record
GCCAAUUUGUGUUCAGAGUAAGCAAGGAGAUGUUCUCAGGCUGAGGUGCAGAGACAGAGUUUCACAACCCUGUUGACGUCUUCACCCUGACUCCGCGGCUCAGACAGAAGCAGCAGUGUUUGACAGCAUGUUCGAAUGCCAGGGAGGACGAGUCCAGUUGCACUACUGUUUGACAGUGCUGUCUGGACUCUUGGAGAGUUUGUUCUUCACAGGGAUUACCUUUGGCUGGGCUUCUUUAGUGUUCGUGUUGAAGAUUGAUGGAUACUUUGCUGGAUACUGCACCAACACCACCAGAGCGGAGGACCAAGAUGUGUCUAUAGAUUGCAGAGGCCAGGAUGAGCACCUUUCUUGGGUCAUGUCUGUGGCUACCAUCGCCAACACAUUAACACGCCUCCCCAUUGGAUAUGUCUUCGACCGUUGUGGAACCACAGUGGCAAGGCUAAUAGCUGUAUGUUUUUACACCACCGGCACUCUACUCAUCACACUGUCAAGGGCAGAGACGUCGGUGUUGCUGUAUCCUGCGACUGCAUGUCUGGUUAUUGCUGGAACAACCCUUUACAUCACCAAUGUCCAGGUGGCGAACCUGUUUGACACCUAUCGCUCCACCAUCAUCAACGUCUACAACGGGGCCUAUGACUCCUCUGCUGCCGUCUUUCUCAUCAUAAAGCUGCUACAUGAAAAAGGAGUGUCUCUUCAUUCGUGUUUUUUCUUCCUCACCUUGUGUAGCAUAUUCCAACUCCUACGUACUUUCUUAUUAAUGCCCAAAGGACAUAUCCCCUACCCCCUGCCGGACACAUACACUUACGGGUUCAGCUGCCCCAGCACAAGAAGAGAAAGAAGAGAGGAGAAAGAGAAUGACAAGGAGGACCAGGAAUUAGAUGUGAAGAGGAAUAAAGAUGAUAAGACAGCAGAGGCUGAGACAUCUGCUUUGCAUCUACUCAAAAAGCCACUGGUUGAGCCCAAGCAAGAGGAAGUUAGUUUCCGUAGCUGUGUGAUGUCCUGGCUCUUCCUGUGGCACCUGCUGUGGGUGGUCACCAGCCUCCUGUGUCAGUUCCUCUACCUGUCCCUCGUCAACCCCAUGCUCACACGGCUGGCCAAUAAUGACCAAACCUUGGUGAGUCACUACACCAAUGUCUUUGCCAUUACCCAGCUUUGCGCAGUGCUGCUUUCACCCUUGAACGGCCUCAUCAUGGACAGACACAAGCACAAGCCUCACAAGCCUUUAACUCAAGGAGAGACAAAGCGAGAAGCAGACCUGAGUUCCCUCCCUCUCUCCCUCUCCCUGAACUCCGUGCAGUGUUUCCUCUUCUGUGUGUGUUUCACCUGUCCUGUCCUCCCCCUGCAGUACCUCACCUUCAUCCUGCAGGUUGUCAACAGCGCCUUCUUUUACGCAGGACACCAAGCCUUUAUCAGCACUGCCUUCCCAAUGCAACAUUUUGGGAAGCUGUCAGGGUUGGUGAUGACAUUAUCAUCUGUGGUGCUGUUUCUCCAGUUUCCAAUUCAAUAUGUCAUCAAACACCAGCUGCAGGGUGAUCCGCUCUAUGUAAAUGUGGGUCUCACCGUGUUGUCUCUGCUCACUUUUAUUCACCCAGUCCACGUCAGCCUCUACUGCAAAAAGCUGGCUAAACAGAGAAAGACCAAAGAGGCAAAUGGUCAUGGGUCUGCAAAGUGUUGACAUUAUCAGGUGCACCAAAUUGUGAAUAUAAAAGGAAGAAUGUGUAUGCAUGGUUUCAUCCACGCAAAAGCACUGUCUUUGCUUGUUUUAGUUUGUUAUGUUGAAAAUUGCACAAAUGUCUGUCAGUAUCUCAGGAAGUUAGUAUUUUUUUAUUUGGCACAAACAUCCAUUUGGAGUCAACCAUUAACUGGCUGGAUAUUUGGUGUAAAAGGUCACUAUGACAUUACAUCUGUCUUAUUAAUCGUUAACAUGACUUUUGUCUUGAGGGAAUAUUCAACAAUUUGGCACAAAAGUUUGACACAAGGAUGAUUUUAUUAGUUGUUUGUGAAACAUGUUUAUUAUCCAUUUUGGUGAUGUGCCAACAUAUAAAACCAUGUCAUAAAUUUAGCUAAAAAUGAG